Onychomys torridus (southern grasshopper mouse) is the source of this 4896-nucleotide messenger RNA. It is a transcript of the gene Lig4, whose product is annotated as DNA ligase 4. Gene Ontology annotation, cellular component: DNA-dependent protein kinase-DNA ligase 4 complex; DNA ligase IV complex. The transcript has 2 exons. The coding region runs from base 128 to 2866 and encodes 912 amino acids. NCBI's taxonomy places the organism in Eukaryota, Metazoa, Chordata, Mammalia, Rodentia, Cricetidae. Gene Ontology annotation, biological process: double-strand break repair via nonhomologous end joining; nucleotide-excision repair, DNA gap filling; immunoglobulin V(D)J recombination. The record is from RefSeq and is a predicted model, not a curated record. Gene Ontology annotation, molecular function: ATP binding; DNA binding; DNA ligase (ATP) activity.
GAGAAGCAGCUGGCGGAAACGCAGAACCGGCUUAUGGUGACGGCUGUUUCCGGUCGGAGUGAGGCUGGGCGGUCCGAGGGGACUCUGCAAGGCCGGAGUGCAGACCGGAGGAUUUGUCGUCUCUCCCAUGGCCACCUCACAGACUUCGCAGACGGUUGCAGCGCACGUCCCCUUCGCAGAUUUAUGUUCCACAUUGGAACGAAUACAGAAAAGUAGAGAGCGUGCAGAAAAGAUCAGGCACUUCAAGGACUUCUUAGAUUCUUGGAGGAAAUUUCAUGAUGCCCUUCAUAAGAACAAGAAGGACGUUACGGACUCUUUUUACCCAGCUAUGAGACUUAUUCUUCCUCAGUUAGAAAGAGAGAGGAUGGCUUAUGGAAUCAAAGAAACCAUGCUCGCCAAGCUUUACAUCGAAUUGCUGAAUUUACCAAGAGGAGGUAAGGAUGCCCUGAAGCUCCUGAAUUACCGAACACCUAGUGGAGCUCGCACGGAUGCUGGGGACUUUGCCAUGAUUGCGUACUUCGUGUUGAAGCCACGGUGCUUACAGAAAGGAAGCUUAACCAUACAGCAGGUGAAUGAACUCUUAGACUUAGUUGCCAGCAAUAAUUCUGGCAAAAGAAAAGACCAAGUGAAAAAGAGCCUUCUCCAGUUAAUAAGCCAAAGUUCAGCACUUGAGCAAAAGUGGCUGAUUCGCAUGAUUAUCAAAGACUUAAAGCUUGGUGUCAGUCAACAAACUAUAUUGAACGUUUUUCAUAGUGAUGCUGUUGAAUUGCACAAUGUCACCACAGAUCUGGAAAAGGUCUGUAGGCAACUUCAUGACCCCUCUGUGGGGCUCAGUGAUAUCUCCAUCACUCUCUUUUCUGCCUUUAAGCCAAUGCUAGCUGCUGUAGCAGAUGUGGAGCGUGUGGAAAAAGACAUGAAGCAUCAGAGCUUCUACAUCGAAACCAAGCUGGAUGGCGAGCGGAUGCAGAUGCACAAAGACGGGGAGGUGUAUCGGUACUUCUCCAGAAAUGGCUACAACUACACUGAUCAGUUUGGUGCCUCUCCACAGGAAGGCUCGCUCACUCCAUUCAUUCAUGGUGCAUUCAGGGCAGAUGUGCAGGUGUGCAUCCUUGAUGGCGAGAUGAUGGCCUACAACCCGACCACACAGACCUUCAUGCAGAAGGGCAUCAAAUUUGAUAUCAAAAGGAUGGUCGAAGAUUCUGACCUGCUGACGUGUUACUGUGUUUUUGAUGUGUUGAUGGUUAAUAAUAAGAAGCUAGGGCGUGAGACCCUGAGGAAGAGGUAUGAUAUCCUGAAUGAUACUUUUACACCCAUCCCAGGCCGAAUAGAAAUAGUGCAGAAAAAUCAAGCUCAUACAAAGAAUGAAGUAGUGGAUGCAUUAAAUGAAGCCAUAGAUAACAGAGAGGAGGGCAUCAUGAUUAAACACCCUCUGUCCAUUUACAAGCCAGACAAAAGAGGCGAAGGUUGGCUAAAAAUUAAACCAGAGUAUGUCAAUGGAUUAAUGGAUGAAUUAGACCUCUUAAUUGUGGGGGGCUACUGGGGUAAAGGCUCACGAGGUGGCAUGAUGUCUCACUUUCUAUGUGCAGUGGCAGAGACACCCCCUCAUGGUGAGAGGCCAUCUACCUUUCACACCCUGUGCCGCGUUGGGUCAGGAUACACCAUGAAAGAACUCUAUGAUCUUGGCUUGAAACUGGCCAAAUACUGGAAACCCUUUCAUAGGAAAUCUCCACCAAGUAGCAUUUUAUGCGGGACAGAGAAGCCAGAAGUGUACAUCGAGCCCUGUAACUCUGUUAUUGUUCAGAUUAAGGCAGCAGAGAUUGUCCCCAGUGACAUGUACAAGACUGGCUCCACGCUGCGCUUCCCACGCAUCGAGAAGAUCAGAGAUGACAAAGGGUGGCAUGAGUGCAUGACUCUGAGUGACUUGGAAGAGCUGAGGGGGAAAGCGUCUGGGAAGCUUGCCACGAAACACCUUCACGUAGGUGAUGAUGACGAACCUAGAGAAAAGAGGCGGAAACCCGUCUCCAAAGUGAAGAAAAGUGUUGGAAUUAUUGAACACUUGAAAGCACCUAACCUUUCUAACAUAAGCAAGGUUUCUAACGUAUUUGAAGAUGUUGAGUUUUGUGUGAUGAGUGGGUUAGAUGGUCAUCCGAAGUCCGACCUAGAGAACAGAAUUGCAGAAUUUGGUGGUUAUAUAGUGCAGAAUCCAGGCCCAGAUACGUACUGUGUGAUUGCAGGGUGCGAGAACAUCAGAGUGAGAAACAUUAUCUCUUCAGAUCGACAUGAUGUUGUCAAGCCUGAGUGGCUUUUAGAGUGUUUUGAAACAAAAACGUGUGUGCCAUGGCAACCUCGCUUUAUGAUUCACAUGUGCCCAUCAACAAAGCAGCAUUUUGCCCGUGAAUAUGAUUGCUAUGGUGAUAGCUAUUUUGUUGAUACCGAUUUGGAUCAACUAAAAGAAGUGUUUUUAAGAAUUAAGAAACCCAGUGAGCAGCAAACUCCAGAAGAAAUGGCCCCUGUGAUUGCUGACUUAGAAUACCGUUAUUCCUGGGACCACUCUCCUCUCAGUAUGUUUCGACAGUGCACCGUUUAUCUCGACUUGUAUGCUGUUAUUAAUGACUUGAGUUCCAAACUUGAAGCAAUGAGAUUAGAUGUCACUGCACUUGAGCUGCGGUUUGGUGGAGCAAAGGUAGUUUCCUGCUUAUCUGAGGGGGUAUCUCAUGUAAUCAUAGGGGAAGAUCAGAGAAGAGUUGCAGACUUCAAAGCUUUCAGAAGAACUCUUAAGAAAAAGUUUAAAAUUGUGCAUGAACGUUGGGUGACUGAUUCAGUAGACAAGUGUGAAUUGCAGGAGGAAAAUCAGUAUUUGCUUUAGGGCUAGCUAUCCAGGGAAAACAUUGGUUGUGUCAGACAACAGCAGACGGUAAUGAUGAAACAGCCAAAGACAUUCAUUUUCUCUCUUAAAUACUUCAAUUACAGCGUUAGUGACUCGGAGACAGUUUUUAGAUAGAAAAGAAACUGAAUGGGCCAGAGCCUAAAACAAUGUUUCCUAAUAAUGACUUUUAGCCAUGGCACAAUGAGCUUCAAGAGGUGUGUGUGUGUGUCCAUAUAGAAGCUAGAGUUUGGAUUCAGAUAUUAGUAAAGUGGAUUUGGAAGCUUUUAGAAUCAUCACAGCUAUUGACUUUCUAAACAGAAUUUUCCAGAGUUAAGAACUAUAAUUAUUUUAACUAAUAAAAGGAUUAUUAAAAAAAUCAGAGUUGUUACAAUUAGACUUAUAAAAUAAGUCUUUUUAUUUGAGGGCUCAAAUGCCUUCAAGCAUGAAGUAUUUUAAUAAACAGUUUUUAAGGUUAUGGCCAAAUGAAUUAAUAAGUAGAUUUCUUUUGAUAAUGUGGGGGAGGUUAAAAGAGAAUCAUCUAAACACUAGACACUUGAGAUGUUAAUUGAGUUGAUUGAAAAAAAAAACCUUGCAAUUUUAAAUUUAACUUUUCUGAAAUAGGACAUGCUUGAUAGAGAAAUGUUUUUUGUGAAUUUGCACUACCGCAUUAACAAAGUUCAUGGAGCUUGUCUCCUCUGGUCGUCCUCUAAGGAGGUGUCCAUAGAGUGAGUGAGCUGUGACUUUCCUUAGAGACCAGGUGCUUUGACUUUAGAGAUGGCUUUUAUAGUUAGGUUGACAUCACAGUCAGGUGUGUAUUAUACCUGUGUUCAGAAAUGAACUUACGUGGCAGCACUGAGGUGGAAGAGUGUCGGACCUGACGUGAUGGGUAUAAAUUAUUUGAAGUCGUCUUCUUUUUGAAGUAAUUGAGUAAGUGUGGUUAUUACAAAUAAAGUGAUUAAAUAUUUAAUGUAAUACCAAAAUUAUGUUCUUUUAUUUUAAAUCAAUUCAUCAUAGUUCUUUGAUUCAGAUUUUAUCGUGUUAUUACACUCUGUGUCUUUGUGUGAGGUGGGGGUCCAGAAUGACCUUGAAUGUACAGUAGUGCCAGUGUGAGUCCCCAAGCACUGAAGUUACAGGCAUGGGCCAUCACUCUGUCUCAGUGACUUUCAGACUAGCUCCAGUUGUGUCCCUUCUGGGAGCCGGUGUGUUUCACAUUACCAAGUGCACCAUAGUGAUUUAAGCCUGUCCUUCCUCGAGUUUAUAAAGGCAUAUUCCAAAGUGCAAGUGUAGUCAAAGGUUUAUAAUUCUCCUACUAAAGGUAAUAUUUGUUUAUGGUAUUCAUGGUAAGGGAGCCAUAAAGCCACUAUUUAGGCUAACAACACUAAAGCUUACUAUGUUUUAUUUAUUUUUUCAGUAAGUUGUGAGAAUAUUUGCAAGCCAUAAAAGUAUACCUCAUCAUUUUUCAUUGCUGCAUAGAGCUCCGCUGAGUACACUUAAUGUCCCUUAUCACCUGUGUCAUCCUCUAAGUUAGCUCCUCAUAUUCCAUUCACACUUUCCUUUUCCUGUCAAGUAGUGUGGUAAUUCUUUGACCUGGUUGGUGGGCUUGUGUGGUGGCUCUAAUCUUGGUGGUCCAUUUGACUGCAUCUGGAAUCAACUAAACACAAGCUGCUGGGCACUGCUGUGAGGGGAUUUUAAAGCAGGAAGACUCACUCUAAAUGCAGGUGACAGCUUCUGGUGGCAGUCCAGAUAAAAGGACACCGAUGAUGGAAACUGCUUUUCCUUCACUGUUGCUGGCAAGUUCAUCUGUCCCUCUCCUGUGUUAGAACCCACUUGUUGAGGAUUCUCACGUAGGGUGAAGACCAUCAGUUCAGGAAUCCUCCCAGCAUCCAGUGCCACAUAGGGACCGCUGAAACAUCCAGCUUCAUGGACUAAUGACUUCUAGAUUCAUAACCUCCAGGAUGAGGUGGCCAUUGUUGGCCUACCUGAAACAUUUCCGAUACUUGAGUCUAAUAAAUCUCUUUUCAGUACAUGGA